Messenger RNA from Arabis nemorensis, 675 nucleotides. NCBI's taxonomy places the organism in Eukaryota, Viridiplantae, Streptophyta, Magnoliopsida, Brassicales, Brassicaceae. The record is from the annotation of a GenBank genome assembly.
AUGGCAGAGAAAGAAGAACGGGUGAAGCUUCUAGGAUUUUGGGCAAGCCCUUUCAGUCGUAGAGUCGAAAUGGCUCUCAAACUCAAAGGCGUGCCUUAUGAGUACUUGGAGCAAGAUAUAAUGAACAAGAGCCCUUUGCUUCUUGAGCUAAACCCGAUGUUCAAGAAGGUUCCUGUUCUUGUCCAUAAAGGUAAAGUUUUACCCGAGUCACAUUUGAUUCUCGAAUACAUCGACCAAACAUGGAAGAACAAUCCAAUUCUUCCUCAAGAUCCUUACGAGAAAGCCAUGGCCUUUUUGUGGGCUAAAUUCGUUGAUGAGCAGGUCGCACCAACAGGGUUCAGGUCUGUGGUGAGAGCAGAGAAGGGAAUAGAGGUUGCAAUCAAGGAGGCUCGAGAACUCAUUAUGUAUCUUGAAAAGGAAGUCACCGGAAAAGAUUUCUUCGGUGGCAAGAAAAUCGGAUUCUUAGACAUGGUGGUUGGAAGUAUGAUUCCAUUUUGCUUAGCUCGGGGUUGGGAAGGUAUGGGAAUUGAUAUGAUUCCAGAGGAGAAGUUUCCAGAACUAAACAGAUGGAUCAAGAAACUGAAUGAAGUUGAGAUUGUGAGGGAAUGUAUUCCUAACAGAGAGAAACAAAUUGAGCACAUGAAGAAAGCUGCAGAGCGAAACAAAUUGGCCUAA